Oenanthe melanoleuca is the source of this 7410-nucleotide messenger RNA. It is a transcript of the gene SLC6A17, whose product is annotated as solute carrier family 6 member 17. Gene Ontology annotation, biological process: glycine transport; L-leucine transport; alanine transport. Lineage: Eukaryota; Metazoa; Chordata; Aves; Passeriformes; Muscicapidae. Bases 825 to 3008 code for a protein of 727 amino acids. Gene Ontology annotation, cellular component: synaptic vesicle; plasma membrane. The transcript has 13 exons. The record is from RefSeq and is a predicted model, not a curated record.
CCCUCCCUCCCUCCAGCGGGGCCGGGCGAGCCCAGCGCGCAUCCCUGGGCGCUGCGGGGCGGGGAGCGGGACCGGAGCGGAGCCUCGGAGCUCCACGGAGCCAUUCCCGGCUCUGCUCGCCAUCCCCGGGCUCUGCUCGCCAUCCCCGGGCUCUGCUCGCCAUCCCCGGGCUCUACUCGCCAUUCCCGGCUCUACUCGCCAUCGCCGGACUCUGCUCUCCAUCCACGGGCUUUGCUCGCCAUCCCCGCGCUCUGCUCGCCAUUCCCGGGCUCUGCUCUCCAUUUCCAGCUCUGCUCGCCAUCCCCGGGCUCUCCUCGCCUUUCCCUGUCUCUAUUCGCCAUUCCCGGGCUCCGCUCGCCAUCCUUGGCUGCGCUCGCCAUUCCCGGGCUCUACUCUCCAUCCCGGGCUCCGCUCGCCCUUCCCUGUCUCUACUCGCCAUUCCCGGGCUCCGCUCGCCAUUCCCGGGCUCUACUCGCCAUUCCCGGGCUCUCCUCGCCCUUCCCGGCCGCCGCUGCUCCGGUUUGCCCGGCUCCCUGCAGCACCGGCACCGCCGCCCGGACUGGCUGAUUUUCCUAUCGGGAAUUUGCGCCGUUUCCUCCAGGAGCGGGCGGGAUUUUCCUGGAAUCGGGUCGGGUUCGUCCUCCCCGGGAGCCGCCGCAGCCCAGGAACAGGGCCUGGCAAAGGGGGAACUUCCGUCAGGGGUGAGAAAACACGGAGGUCCUGCUGAUGAAGAGGAGGUGAGGCCGAGCUGCAGCUCACGCUCCGCUCCGUUCCCUGCGGGACCCUGACCCUGCUCCCGCCCCGCCCGCCCCGGCGCCGCCCCGAUGCCGAAGAACAGCAAGGUGACACAGCGGGAGCACAGCAGCGAGCAUGUCACCGAGUCGGUGGCCGACCUGCUGGCCCACCAGGAGCCCGUGGACUACAAACGCAGCGUCCUGAACGUGGCCGGGGAGAGCUGGGACAAGCAGAAGGAGGGGGAUGAGGAGCUGGAUGCGGAGAACCGGCCGGCGUGGAACAGCAAGCUGCAGUACAUCCUGGCGCAGAUCGGCUACUCCGUGGGGCUGGGCAACGUCUGGCGCUUCCCCUACCUGUGCCAGAAGAAUGGAGGAGGUGCCUACCUGGUCCCAUACCUGGUCCUGCUCGUCAUCAUCGGGCUGCCCCUGUUUUUCCUGGAGCUGGCAGUGGGGCAGCGGAUCCGCCGGGGCAGCAUCGGUGUCUGGAAUUACAUCUGUCCCCGCCUGGGAGGCAUCGGCUACGCCAGCUGCCUGGUCUGUUUUUUUGUUGGUCUCUACUACAACGUCAUCAUUGGCUGGAGCAUCUUUUACUUCUUCAAGUCCUUCCAGUACCCCCUGCCCUGGAGCGAGUGCCCCGUCGUGAAGAACGGCUCGGUGGCGGUUGUGGAGACUGAAUGUGAGAGGAGCUCGGCCACCACCUACUUCUGGUACAGGGAGACCCUGGACAUCUCCAACUCCAUCUCUGAGAGCGGGGGGCUGAACUGGAGGAUGACCCUGUGCCUGCUGGUGGCCUGGAGCCUUGUUGGCCUGGCCAUGAUCAAAGGCAUCCAGUCCUCAGGGAAGGUGAUGUACUUCAGCUCCCUCUUCCCGUACCUGGUGCUCGUUUGCUUCUUGGUGCGGGGGCUGCUGCUGCGGGGGGCAGUGGACGGGAUCAUGCACAUGUUCACACCCAAGCUGGACAAGAUGCUGGACCCGCAGGUGUGGCGUGAAGCAGCCACGCAGGUGUUCUUCGCCCUGGGCCUGGGUUUUGGGGGGGUCAUUGCCUUCUCCAGCUACAACAAGCAGGACAACAACUGCCACUUCGAUGCCACCCUUGUCUCCUUCAUCAACUUCUUCACCUCUGUGCUGGCCACCCUGGUUGUGUUUGCUGUGCUGGGCUUCAAGGCCAACAUCAUGAAUGAGAAAUGCGUGGUGGAGAACGCUGAGAAGAUCUUGGGCUACCUGAACACCAACGUGCUGAGCCACGACCUCAUCCCACCCCACGUGAACUUCUCCCACCUCACUGCCAAGGACUACAACGAGAUGUACAGGGUGAUCAUGACGGUGAAGGAGGGGCACUUCAAAGAGCUGGGCCUGGAUGCCUGCCUGCUGGAGGAUGAGCUCAACAAGUCGGUGCAAGGGACUGGCCUGGCCUUCAUUGCCUUCACAGAAGCCAUGACCCACUUCCCAGCCUCGCCCUUCUGGUCUGUCAUGUUCUUCCUGAUGCUGAUCAACCUGGGCUUGGGGAGCAUGAUUGGCACCAUGUCAGGCAUCACCACGCCCAUCAUCGACACCUUCAAGGUGCGGAAGGAAGUGUUCACAGUCGGUUGCUGCAUCUUCGCCUUCGUGGUGGGGCUGAUCUUCGUGCAGCGUUCUGGAAACUACUUUGUGACCAUGUUUGACGAUUACUCAGCCACGCUGCCGCUCACCGUCGUGGUCAUCCUGGAGAACAUCGCCGUGGCCUGGAUUUAUGGCACCAAGAAGUUCAUGCAGGAGCUGACGGAAAUGUUGGGUUUCCGACCUUACCAGUUCUACUACUACACCUGGAAGUACGUGUCUCCCAUCUGCAUGGCCGUGCUGAUGACUGCCAGCAUCAUCCAGCUGGGAGUGAGCCCCCCGGGGUACAGCGCGUGGAUCAGAGAGGAGGCUGCCGAAAAGUUCCUGUUCUACCCAACCUGGGCCAUGGCCAUCCUCAUCUCCCUGAUCAUCCUGGCCUCCCUCCCUCUGCCUCUGGUCUUCAUCCUCCGGCAGUUCCACCUGGUGUCCGACGGCUCCAACGCCCUCUCCGUCACCUACAAGAAGGGUCGGAUGAUGAAGGACAUCUCCAACCUGGAAGACAACGACGAGACGCGCUUCAUCCUGAGCAAGGUGCCCAGCGAGACGCCCUCGCCCAUGCCCACGCACCGCUCCUACCUGGGCCCCGGCAGCAACUCCCCCAUGGAGAUGAGCACUGCUCCCAACGGACGCUACGGGAGCGGCUACCUGCUGGCCAGCACCCCCGAGUCUGAACUGUGAUGGUUGCCUGCCCACCACCCCCACCGGGAGAGGAGGGCACUGGGGAGUGGAUGCUGGCUGUCCAGGCAACAGGAAAAUUAAUUACUAAGGAAGAUGAAGAAGAAACCCCUCUUAAAAUCGUAAGCAAAGCAGCCAUUUCUGAGAUGACGUCGGGAAGAAGGGAUUGCAGGAGGGGCAGGACUCCUCUGACAACCCUCGGUGGAAAGGCAGGACCCCUGGCCUCAUCUCCAGGGAAGGGAGGAGGAGUAAGAGAUGCUGCAAUACCUUUCCAAGAGCUGUUCUCAUGCAGCUCGAAUCUGAAGCAAAGAAUCUCUCUUUUCUAAGCAGCUGAUGGUUGGAACAAGGACCUGGCAGCAGGAGGGAGGCCAAUCACACUUCCUCCUGUCACCCAGAGCUCUUCCCUCCCCGUCUGUUGUCCUUUAGCCAGGAGGAGUCAUGGCCUUAUUCCAACGAGCACAAUUAACCAUCGAUGUUCAUAGCACAAAAAGGUGCUGUUGUUGUCACCAUCGUUGUUGUUGUUGUAUCUCCUGUAGGUUUUUAUAGCUGUGGACACACCCAAAUAUCCCCCCAAAUUCUGACCAGGGUUGGCAGGGAGCAGUGCUGGGCUGGCUGGGAUGUUGGGGUGUGUGGGACAGGGCCUGGUGCGUCCCUGGAAUCUUUGUUGGCACCAGCAUAGGGACGGUGGCUGGGAGUUGUUUGGAGGCAUGGAGAUGUCCCAGCCAUGGGAUGGAGGGGCUGGGAUGCUCUGAGGGUUGGUGGUGGUGGUGCUGAGUGGCAGGAGGACCCCUGAAGUGACAGUGGUUUGGGUGUGUGAGCCUGUGAGGGGUCUGGUGUGAGGGGGUCAGGAGUGCUCUCCUGGAAUUACUCCUGACCUGUGGGAUGCUCUGCUGAACCAAAAUCCCUGGCAUGGUGAUCAUCUCCUCUCACUCCUCUCUUUAGAUGUCCCAGAGGGACAAGCAGAGGAGCUGUGGGACAUCCAGUCCCACCACACUCCUGGUGUAGCUCUCAGGAAACCACCCUGAUCAUCCCGUGCUGCCUGCUGAGGUGAGCUGGGCAGUGGCUCUCUCUGGAUGUGCCUCCUCAUUUCUCCUCAUGUCCCCUUUGAGCCAGGGCUUUGGCAUUGCCUCCUGUCCCACCCCACAGGGGCUCACCAGCCUCUGGGUGGGGGUGACCAGCUCCUGGGGACCACAGGCACCCGAGGAGCAGCAGCUCUUGGGAGCCAGUGCUGGGUGCCAGGUCCCCACCAGCUCUUGAUCCAGGCUGGGGAGCCCCUGUAUGGUCCAGGGGCCUCUACUGUGCCCAUCCAUGUUUUUGGGGAUCAGAUGAUGUGACCUUACAUUGUUUCUCCCCAGGCUGUUUAGGAAAGGUGGGAUCUUCUAUCUCUGAGUCUCUCCCACUGGGACUGAGGGUCAUUUCCCUGAAUCCCACAUGUAACCAAGCACUCCUGCCAAGGGUUCCAGGGUAACCUGGCAUCAUCCCCCUUUUCCUUGGGCACACAGAAGCAGCAGCCUCCUUGCACUCUCAGAGGCUGGGGGAGCUCCUCAUCCUGGCUCCUGCUGGGCUUGGGCUGUGCAGGAAGAUCUUUCAGGCUGCUCUGAAGGCCACGUUGGUGGGUGCUGGUUCCUGAGCCCUUCUCACUUUCCUGUCAAUUGCUUUUCUUUCACCUUGGUUCUCCUUUUGGCUGGAGGUGAAGGCAGAAAGCAGCUGGUCCAUUCAGCACAUCCCUGAUUCUCAGCAUCCCUGGGGCCAGGAGGUUCCCACAGUGACAUCUCUUGUGGGUGUGAUCCUUUAUUCACAGUCUUCUCCAUGGGCUUGGCUGGUGGCCUGGAGACUCUUCCUGGACAAUUAGCUCAAGCCCUUCAUUAAUUAUUUUUCUGGGGGGAAGAUGGAGGAAUGGACUGAACCAAAGCAGCUCGGUGAUGGUUCCAAGAGGCACCAGAUCUGAGAGUCAGGAUCAGCCACGCUUCUCCAGAAAUUCCCCCUUCCUCAUCUCCUCCCAUGUCUUUCUCCUUCCUCUGCCCAUGCAAGAGGGACACAGAAAUGUCCCCAUGGUGUUAUCUCUGGAAGGGAGAAGCCCAAAUCUGGUGGCAUCUCCCCAUCAGCAGGCCAACAUGCUCCCUCCCAUUUCUUAUGGGGUCCAUCCUCACCUGACCAGCAGAACAGAGGAUGAGUCAAAUCAUUGCCCAGCAUCACCUCCCUGACACCCUGAGCCAGGGGCUGGAUUCCCACCGUAGCUCCCAUGGAGUUAUUGGAGCAGGACACCCCCAAACUCUCAGCCCACAUGCUCCCAUCAUGGCAUGAUGCUCCUUCAACCCCAGGGGGAAGGAUCCAGCCCCCUCUCUCCCACCCCCAUUCCCAAACCAGCCAGGGAGGCUCUUGCUUUCCUCUCUUCUUCUUGCAGCAUCCAUAGGAGGCAAAGUCAAUAAGGAGGUAACAAAGAAGCUAUAUUAUAUAUAUAAAAUAUAUACAGAGAGAGGAGAUGGAAUAAUAACCUAGAGAUUCUCUAUUUCUAUUGUAUAUUUAUUCUGUAAAUGUCACUGUAAAUGCUGUUAAAUGACAAAUCGUAUUCCAAAGUGGCCCAUGACCUAUUUUCAUUCCCAGUGCUGUACAGAUCAAUUCUCAUUCUAUAGCAGGGCAUAUUUUUUAUUUCUUGUGCGUGGUGGGUGCACGUCCCCUUCUCCCCCCAGCCCCAGGGUGUGCCCUGGGCAUCCAGCAGAGAGGAGGAGCAGGAGGAGGAGGAGGGACACCACCCUUAUUUUACCUGUGAAAUCUGUACUUUGUCGUGGCAUUAUCUCGGUGUUAGGCACGGGGAGGGGGGCAGUGUGUGUGUCGGGCUGUGGGGUCCGUGUGUCCGUCCGUGGUGCCGUGCGUGGGGUGUGUGCGUGUCCGUGUGCCUGGCUGGCUUUAGGAUCCACUGCUGCCUCUUCUCGCUCACCUGUGGAGCCUGUGGGGGGUUUCUCCCGUUUGCUGGGGCAGCUUCUCCCUCCACACACCUGCCUGGGGCCCCAGGCUGUGGAUUUGGCCGGCCCCUGUGGCUUUCAGCCCCAGAAAUCACUUCUUUUCCUCUUUUCCUGCACAGAGGCACAGGGAAUAGCUGCUAGUUGUGAGCACAGGCACUUUCCAGUUUUCCUUCAGGCAGUGGGACAAAGAGGGGGGAACCACUGCCCAUGUCCCUGUCCCCCCACAUCAACUCCUUGAUGGUUCCCAGAGCAGUGUGCUGUCCCUGGCUGGGGGAUGGGGAGGUGCUGCGUAGAUCAGGAGGGGUCCAAACCCCAUUCCAUUUUUUGGGGGGAGGGUGUUCAGUGGGUCUGGAGGGGGCAGAAAGGAGGUGCUGGAGGGGCAAACCCUGUGGAGCAGGAGCUGCAGGCCCAGCCUGCAGGGCUGGAUUUGGGAUGCUCUGAUCCCAAUCUUAGGGCUGGAUUUGGGAUGCUCUGAUCCCCAGCCUGUAGGGCUGGAUUUGGGAUGCUCUGAUCCCCAGCCUGUAGGGCUGGAUUUGGGAUGCUCUGAUCCCCAAUCUUAGGGCUGGAUUUGGGAUGCUCUGAUCUUCAGUCUUAGGGCUGGAUUUGGGAUGCUCUGAUCCCCAGCCCUGCAGUUGGGGUGCUCUGAGCCCCAGUCUUAGGGCUGCAGUUGGGAUGCUCUGAGCCCCAGGCUCUGCUGCAGAGGGGAUGCUCUGAUCCCCAAUCUUAGGGCUGGAUUUGGGAUGCUCUGAUCCCCAGUCUUAGGGCUGGAUUUGGGAUGCUCUGAUCCCCAAUCUUAAGGCUGGAUUUGGGAUGCUCUGAGCCCCAGCCCUGCAGUUGGGAUGCUCUGAUCCCCAAUCUUAGGGCUGGAUUUGGGAUGCUCUGAUCCCCAAUCUUAGGGCUGGAUUUGGGAUGCUCUGAUCCCCAAUCUUAGGGCUGGAUUUGGGAUGCUCUGAUCCCCAAUCUUAAGGCUGGAUUUGGGAUGCUCUGAGCCGCAGCCUCUGCUGCAGAGGGGACGGCUGGAGCUGGGUCCCCAGGGUGUCCCAUGGCUCCUUCCCCUCAAUCCCUCCACAACAGCCCCUUCCUCACCUCUCAGCUCCUGCCCAGACCCCGACAGGUCACAUUAAGCCCCAGCACCUCCCAGAAGCAACUCCCACUGCCUCCUAAUGUCCCCCCCUCGCCGGGUCUGGCUGGCCCCGGUGGCCGGGAGGGACAGGGCACAGCCAGGGGAACAGCGGGACGCGGCUGCUUGCCCGGGGACGAGCACAGGGCUGGCGAGUCCCUCCCGCGCAGGUGAAGCACAGAGCCCGAGUGACACGUCCCGUGUCCCCUGGAGCCGCAGCAGUUCCCAAAUGUGCCGGGCGGGGCCGGCCGCGCCCCCGGGCUCCUCGGCCGCCGAGAGAAACCCUCCAAGAGCUGUAUCGGAGUCUGAUUAAAAGUCUCUU